Salpingoeca rosetta is the source of this 1520-nucleotide messenger RNA. RefSeq lists its product as uncharacterized. Gene Ontology annotation, biological process: protein dephosphorylation. Gene Ontology annotation, molecular function: protein serine/threonine phosphatase activity. Lineage: Eukaryota; Choanoflagellata; Craspedida; Salpingoecidae. The coding region runs from base 58 to 1170 and encodes 370 amino acids. The record is from RefSeq and is a predicted model, not a curated record. The transcript has 2 exons.
UCCGAACUGCUCACCGACUGUCGCUUCAGCGCUCGCGCUCUCACCCUCCAACCUCCAAUGGCGUCGUCGUUGCUCUCGCGUGCGGUGCUGAGAGGCACCCGGCGGCUAGUCGGGGCCAUGGCUGCCCGCCGCCAUGUCGGGCCUGUUGGUAUACGUGCCCCUGCGCUGUCUCAAGCAGGGUUCGCGUGGCAUUCCACUGCGCGAAACGACGCAAACAACAACAACAGCAGCAGCGGCACAAAUGCAAACAACGGUGACCGAGCCAACUUGGCCACUUCCACAGCAGAUGCCACUACGGAAACCGUCACCAGCCUCACGGACAUUGGCAUCUUCUCAGACCCAGGGUGCAAGAAAGGCAACGAGGACCGCUUUGUUGUCGGUUCCGUCGGGCCCUACAGCGUCAUUGGCGUGUUUGACGGCCACUCUGGAUCGAUGGCGGCGGACUAUGUGGCAGACAACUUGCUGACACUGAUGCGUGAGCUGCUGCCCACGUCCACCAACAACGCGGAGAGUCUGUUGGAGGCACUUGUACACCGCCUGUGCAGCGGCCUCUUUGAGUUUAUGGGCGCACAGUACCCGCUGGAGAAGAUGCAUAGCGGCACCACGGCCAGCAUCGUCCUCGUGAACGACAGCAUGGUUCAUUUUGCCCACGUCGGGGACAGCCGGCUGCUGCUGGUGCGCGGCGGCGCGCCUGUGCAGCUCACCCGCGACCACCGUCUCGAGGACGACAAGGAGCGGCAGCGCAUCUUGGAUGCCGGCGGGCGCGUCACAUACACGGGGAUCCCGCGGGUGGACGGCCGCCUGGCCAUGACACGUGCCAUCGGCGCCUUCUCCCUGCGCGACCAGGGCAUCACGUGCGAGCCCGAUAUCGGGUCCCUCCCGCUCGACGCAGCCGUGGACAGCGCGCUCAUUGUCGGCACGGACGGGCUGUUUGACGAGUUGCGGAAUGACGAGGUGGUGUCGAUUGCCGCCCAGCACAGGACAGCCAAUGGUGCAGCACACGCGCUGGGGGAAGCCGCCCUCAUGUACCGCGCGCGCGAUAACGUCACGGUUGCUGUCGUGCCGCUGCCUGCUUGGUCGAGUCUGCACAACUCAGCCAGCAGCAGCAGCAGCAGCAGCAGUACACAGCCGUUUGGACUGGACCGCAACCUUGUGCGACGCGUGUCUUAAAGCACGACCGUGCACGUGCGCUCAUGUGGAUGCAAACGGCGUGCAUGCGUUCUUGUGUGGGCGGGCGUGUUUGCACAUGGCUUCGUUGCGACGUUGGUUGUGCUGUGACUUGCUUGCUUGCUUGCGUGCUUGUCGUUUUGACAACCUGUCUGUCAUUUCCUGUUGUUAUUCAACGCUUUGCUUUGUUGCUAUCAUGGCGGUUGGCCUGGACAACCCCACCCGUGCUGGUGCUGGUGCCUUUCAUCUGUUGUGAUUUCCCCCUUGCUCCUCAUCAUUCAUAUGUCAUUGACAUGUGCACACACACAUGCACACACAUUCUUCAUAUAGUAAACGUACACCCUUAUUCUUGG